AUGGUCCAAUUACAAGACAUCAAAGAAGAGGAACCGGAGACGGUAGCUACACAACAAGUCAUCCCAACGACGACCGAGACCACAUCGAAAAAUCAGUGGGAAACUACUAACGUGCUCGUACAAAGUGACUACGUUGAAAAUGCCGAUCUGGAACGUAUCGCUCUAGACGAAACCGUUUCUCACGGUCUCUAUCAACAUCAUGGCGAUGAGCUUGAUAUGGGACUAGAUCUGGAUCUCGAUCUCGACGAGCGUCCCAAAACUCCAACUGCAACGACGGCAACGACAUCAACUGCAGCAGUGUCUGCAGCAGCAGUAGCAAAUCGUCAGGACUCACUCCUGGCCGCCCCGCUGCCUGUUUCCCCACAAGCGGUUGCACCAGCGUCGCCUCCAACAGUGCCGUUCUCGGCGUCCCAGGAGUGUCUCUUGCCUCCUCUGCCGGAAGAUAACACAGAUCUUGCAUCGCCCUUGGCGCAACGCUCGCAGCUAUCGCUUGAGUCGGCCCUUGGUGGUGUGCCCUCGUCAUCCUCCCGCAGCACCAGCGUACCGAGCGUUGGCAGUCCCGCAGCAUCACAGUCACGAGCGCCAUCCGUUGUACGCCGCGCUCUCUCCGGUUCUCCUCUGGCGGCAACGACCACUGCCUCGGCAUCGGCCGCAGCAAUCACAACCACACCCACAAACCUUCCCGACGAGCUUCCACAUAGUUUCACUACGCAUUCCGCAGCAACCACAACGGAGCCUUUUGACCUCGCAACGGCUUUCGAAAUGCGUGACGACGCUGAGCCUAACUCAUCGUUUGACCUUUCAAAGGCCCUGCAAAUUUCGUCGGUUGCAGUUCCUACUCUACUGAACACUGGGAGCGAUAAUUCCGUGACAACCUCGGGAAACAUCAAUAGCAUCACCAACAACAACACCAGCUCAGCGACUUCCAAUACAGCGCCGAAUUCGCCGCAUCCAACGCCUCCGAAGCUCUCGUUCAAGAAGAAAUUCGCUGCGGCCGGAACUGGAAAUACCGGCCUUGUAGACAACGCAGCCGGCUCGAAAUCGGUUACAGAUUUUCCGCUACAGCAUCUCCAGCGCUAUGGUUCUGUCAGGUCUCGCACAGCGAUGUCCGACGUGCCACGAAUUAACUCUUCGGGCAAUGACCUCCAUCAUCAGGGUCUGGGCAUCGAAAGUGUUGAUCUCGUACCAUCCACCACGACUCAUAAGGCAACAAUGCGCAAGUUUAGUGUCGGUAGUAGCAGCAGUUCAUCGCGUUCGUUCCAGGAAAAUGAUGAAAUCGACUUUUUCAGACCGCCACCAACAUUCAACACCGAUAUUCACUCGUCGACGAGUUUACAUGACUUAAAGUCCCCACGGUCAUCGCUCAACCUCUCAGAAUCUUUCAACGUCAAACACAAGAAAUUGCCGCUUAUAAAACGAGCCUCCAGUGCCAUAUGGCGGAAAGCAUCACUGAACAAGACGUCACCAGCGUCGUCACCUAAAAUCCCGGAUUCGCCCAUUUUUCCAAAUUACAAAGAAUUGCAAAACACUUCAUCGUUUGCUACAAUUCCAAACAGUGUCGACAAUAUUGACCGCGGCUCGAUUCCAAACGUUGAUGAUGAGCGACCUGUUAAUCGUAAGGUGAAUUUCAGCAACUCUUUGAUCAAACUGAAAAAUAGCGGGGGUGGAUCUCGUUGCGUCAGCAGUCCGGAGCGAUUACAUCGAAUGGUUUCACCCGCGACCCCUCUCGACGGGCCGAAUUCUUCUGUGAGUUCUGAUACUCAGUCACUCGGUACUAAAUUCAAAAACGGGUUGACGAGGAUUAUAAGUGGGAAUGCAAUAGACCAAACGUCAAGGAACUCGGCAUCAAACACCGAAAGGGCCCAUGCACUCACAGCACUUUCUGCUAGUUGGAAUGAUAAAUCAGAAACUCAAAACAAUGUCGGCUUGAAUACCUCUGAAAUCUGUUCGAACGGUUCAAAUUAUACGAAAAAUAUGAACGGUGGAAUUCAACCUUCGAAGCAGACAUCUAUGAAAACAAAACAUAUCGCAUCGAACCAUUCUUCAUCGAAUGGCUCAGGGAAGAAGAACCACGGAACCAAAAAUAACGCUACUUCCAGCAUGAACAGUACUAUCACGGCCAAGAAUGAUAGUGUUUUCAGCGGUAACAGCGACGAAUCGCUGGAGCAAACCUCGGACGCAGAAGAAUUGACAGUCGACAUAACCGAGCUGACGAAGACCCUUCCGAUAAUUACCGUCACCGAGAAGUUGGGCGCAAAGAGUAUCACUCCGAUUCAAACACAAUCCAAUUUGAUACUGGACCUGAUCUACAAAGACGGUGGUGGGGCCAAGUCCUUGGCUAAUAACAAUCGCAAGGGUGCAGAGCCUCCGCUUCGGAUCAGUCUCAAAGAAUACAUCGAUGUUUUGACCAAGCAGCAACGGGUCGAAGACGAGCGGUUUGCGGUUUUGGAGUACAAGUUCGCACACAAUGGGUGGUGCUCGCCGGAUGAUCUGUACAAUCUUCAACAAAAACGCAUUAUUAUCAAUAGAAAAUGGGCGGAGCGCAUUUCUUUCUACCAGGGGCGGUUGGAAGCCUGA
This is a messenger RNA of Lachancea sp. 'fantastica', 2577 nucleotides long. The record is from the annotation of a GenBank genome assembly. NCBI's taxonomy places the organism in Eukaryota, Fungi, Ascomycota, Saccharomycetes, Saccharomycetales, Saccharomycetaceae.